CAGUGGCAAGUUGAGACGUGUCCCAUAUCGGCUGAGACUGCUAGUCAGUGCGUGUUGGAUUGGGGUUUACAGACGGUCUAAACGACAGGUCCAGAAAAGUUCACCGAGUUUAUAGAAUCGAAGUGUCCAGUCCCUUCAGAUGUUAUUCGGGGGGAUGGUGGGGACUCCACAAGGGUCUGGUCAAUUGGGUCGACUCCGGACACCUUUUCCAAUGUGCGUAAAAUGGUUUUAUCUCCUCGUCCUCUUUUCCGGACUAGCAACUUCAGGCGUGUUACCGGUCAGUGGGAUGAGAGUGUACACGUCGGGGGAGGUGGAGGCGGUGAACGGCACAGAUGUGCGGCUGAAAUGUACCUUCCAGAGCAGCUCGCCCAUCACCCCAGCAACGCUCACUGUCUCAUGGAGCUUCCGCCCCCUCGAACCUGGCCGUGAGGAGUCAGUGUUCUACUACCAUGAGAGGCCUUACCCUCCCCCAGAAGGGCGUUUCCAUAAGCGGGCAACAUGGGCGGGUGAUAUCAUGGGGCGGGACGCCUCCAUCGUGGUGCGUGAGGUCAAGUUCACCUACAACGGGACGUUCAGCUGCCAGGUGAAGAACCCUCCGGACGUCCACGGCAACGCGGGGGAGGUGAAACUGACCGUGGUCACCACAGCCUCCUUCUCUGAGAUUGUCAUUCUGGCUGUAGCCAUCGGGGGCGCCAUCAUGCUGAUGGUCAUCCUCCUCGUCAUCAUCAUGUCAAUAAGGCAAUGUCUCAAGAAGAGACAGGAGGAGUGGGUGGAGGAACUGCCUCGCAGAGAGAGAAAGGACCCUACAGUGUGCCACCCUGCAAGGGCCAUCCACCUGUAUAUGGACGAUGACGUGCUAGAGGUUGACAGCUCGGACGGUAUGAUCUCUGAGGCCAGCACUAAGGACCCCAGUUCCUCUGAGGAAGACGACAGGAGCUCUGACUAUGACGGAGGUGAUGACGCUGACUGAGAUAGGGACAGUGGCACCACAGGAGGUUGGUGGCACCUUAAUUGGGGAGGAUGGACUCGUGGCUGGAUGCAGAAUAGGUGGAAUGGUAUCAAACACAUCAUUUCCAUGGUUUCCAUGUGUUUGAUGCCAUUCCAUUCGCUCCGUUCCAGCCAUCAGGAAUGGAGCAGGGCUGGUUUAAUGCAGGGUCUUACAGGGACUGAAGCCCCUUGGCCCAAGCCCGUAGAGCACACAAGAGACAAAUAUAUAUAUAUAUUCAACUGAUGUAUAUAUAUAUAUAUAUAUAUAUAUACAUACACACUGUAUAUAUACACUGCAUAUAUACACAGUAUAUAUAUAUCACAGGAGGUUGGUGGCACCUUAAUUGGGGAGGACGGGCUCAUGGUAAUGGCUGGAGCGGAAUAAGUUGAAUACACUAAACACAUUGUUUCCAUGUGUUUUAUGCCAUUACAUUCGUUCCGUACCAGCCAUUAUCAUGAGCCGUCCUCCCCUCAGAAGCCUCCACUGAUAUAGUUAUAUUAUUAUUUAUCCAACCACAGGAGCCCACUCUCAAUGUUCAAAAUACCUCAGCCUAAUUUAGCCACAGAGGAUCAAUAGUUUCAAAAAAAGAACUGUGGAUGAAGUUUUAUCACAAGCCCAUACAGGUAACUCCUAAAAUAAAGUUAACAUAAAGUGUCUUAAAAGGCAUCGAUUCUACAAGUGGACCUAAAUCAUGCCAGGAAAAUGCACCCCACACCAUAACAUAUACUUUGUGUCUUUCAUUACUCAAGUAUUUGCUUUAUUUUGGCAGUUACUAGUAUGUUUACAGUCGGGAAGGCUGCAAUUUAGGCAGCAAGCGCGCCAAAUAUACAGCUUGUCGCGUUGUGGCCAUAGACAUACAAUCCAUAGAAAGGUAUUGUAAACUCUUACCCUGGCAAUUUGACUGUUAGACUCAUGGGUACAAUAGCAAUGGCUUGCCAGUCCUGAUUAAUGGGAACGGACAUCUAUGGAUUAUAUUAUACAGUGGCAAGGAAAAGUAUGUGAACCCUUUGGAAUGACCUGGAUUUCUGCAUAAAUUGGUAAUACAAUUUGAUCUGAUCUUCAUCUAAGUCACAACAAUAGACAAACACAGUCUGCUUAAACUAAUAACACAAACAAUUAUACGUUUUCAUGUCUUUAUUGAACACACCGUGUAAACAUUCACAGUGCAGGGUGGGAAAAGUAUGUGAACCCUUGGAUUUAAUAACUGGUUGUCCCUCCUUUGGCAGCCAUAACCUCAAC
Messenger RNA from Oncorhynchus nerka (sockeye salmon), 2227 nucleotides. RefSeq names its product myelin protein zero-like protein 2. Gene Ontology annotation, cellular component: plasma membrane. Gene Ontology annotation, biological process: cell-cell adhesion. Bases 140 to 970 code for a protein of 276 amino acids. The record is from RefSeq and is a predicted model, not a curated record. NCBI's taxonomy places the organism in Eukaryota, Metazoa, Chordata, Actinopteri, Salmoniformes, Salmonidae. The transcript is spliced from 5 exons.